CGAUGAACGUAAACACGAAUUCAAAUAAAGAGUGGAACUAAAGAGACACUCGUGGUAACAACAUUGAGCUAAAUUUCCGAUUUUUAAAUACAUUUGGUGAUGAAAUCGUUUGCUGCGAAGCUUCGCCAGCUGCUGUAAUAGGAACUUGUUGGUUUCCAGAUGAUGGAGGAUUUCUCUGGUUUGACCCUGCCUCCUUUGUUUGGAGGACACAUCCUGGAGGCAGAGCUGGAGCCUGGUGGCCUGGAGCUCGGUCCAGGAGAGGUGGAACUGGGACCAGGAAGCAAUGAGCUUCUAGAGAGCACAGCGCAAGAGGAUGAAGAGAGAAGAGCUCUUGAUAAAAGAAAAUAUCUCGCUCUGAGCAGAAGGUGUAAAGAAAUUGAACAGGUAAAUCAGAAGAUUUUGGGUCGACUCCACCAAGUGCAGAGAGUUACACGACGCUUGAAGAAGGAACGAAGGUUUCUCAUGAAAACGUUAGAUGCUCAUGGAGAUGAUUAUAGAAAUGCUCAGCUCACCAUAUUGCUUGAGGAUGAGCCUGGAGUCAGUUUAGAUGCUGCUACUGGGGUGGAGGAUGAAAAACUCAACGGUGUUUCUGGCUCAAGCGUGUCUGCGGUGCCGCAAUACACAGCUGGACCGAAGAAGAAGAGGCACCGAAUUCCUCGGCAAGAAAAGGAUAAAGAGCAGCAGACUGAACCAGACAUGUCGGUGUUGGCAGAAACACAGUUUGGAGAAAUGCCCAGCCCGACCUCUCUGUCCCACUGAUCAAUGCACGGCCGAGGAUGUGAUAAUGAGGACGAGACUGAAGAAUCCCUCCUCAGUCUGGCUUUGCACAGCGUGUAGUUUCACUUGUGGGGUGCAGACUGAUUCAGUUUGUCUCAUGCAUAUGUUUGUUUUGUAAAUAUUCUGGAAUUUGAUUCACAAUUAUGAGUAGUGCACAGUCAAAAAGGAAAGUUAUUAUUGUUAUUUACUUGUUUGCUAUCGAUAUUAAAGCAACCACACACUAUGUUUUAUUUUAUUAUUGUGGAGUAAACAUUUCCUAAAUGCGCUGAAGUAAUUUGUUGAGAUUGUUCACACCCCCAUAUCUGGCCUGAUACAGGUUAGGUUUCCAAGACUCACUGUGAUCACCCAUUUUUAUGAAGGCAGCGUCUCAGGAAAGACUUUAACUGAACAUUUCCUUCAUCUUCUUUGAUGCUUACAUUAUACAUAAGAUGAUAGACAAAUCUGAACUGACAUUAAUGUGACUGUUCAGUUUUCAAGAGACACCGUGUUGAAGCCACAAUCAAAG
Messenger RNA from Salarias fasciatus (jewelled blenny), 1282 nucleotides. RefSeq names its product TCF3 (E2A) fusion partner (gene tfpt). Lineage: Eukaryota; Metazoa; Chordata; Actinopteri; Blenniiformes; Blenniidae. The transcript is spliced from 7 exons. Gene Ontology annotation, molecular function: DNA binding. Gene Ontology annotation, cellular component: Ino80 complex. Bases 160 to 759 code for a protein of 199 amino acids. The record is from RefSeq and is a predicted model, not a curated record. Gene Ontology annotation, biological process: positive regulation of apoptotic process; apoptotic signaling pathway; apoptotic process.